GCGCGCGCGCUGUCCUGUACCGGAGCAGCGGAGCAGCGGAGCGACGGUUGGACCUUUAACUCUCUAACGGGUCGUUUUAACGGUCGUCCGCACGAUGUGAAGUUUUAACGGAGGUUUGUAUCUCCCCGACGGACCCAGCGGAGCGCCAUGAACCGGGAGAACCGGGACAACCGGAGCGAGAAACUGCGAUAAUCCCGCUGUGAUUCUCCCACCGACGGGGGCCGUUAGUGCGGCUGUUUGAUCCGUUACUGCCCGGAGACAUGGACUCUGUUUUAUCUGCUUUAAUGUCCAAUAAAAGUCUGAAUUACCGACCGGAGUAAGUGCAGCUGUUAACCGGAGGUUGUGUAUGGAGGACCCCCAGCGCCACUGUCCAUAAACCCACAACCACAACCAUGUAUGCGGGACGCAAACGGAGAAAACCGGCGCACAAGGGAGUCAAACCGACCCCAGCCGAAGGCGCCAAGUCCAACCCGUCCAAACGCCACCGCGACCGUCUGAACUCGGAGCUGGACCGGCUCGCCAGCCUGCUGCCCUUCCCUGAAGACGUCAUCUCCAGCCUGGACAAACUGUCCAUCCUGCGGCUCAGCGUCAGCUUCCUCCGCACCAAGAGCUUCUUCUCCGUGGCACUGAAAAAGCUUCAACUGUCCAAUGGCAGGAAAAAGAGCAGCGCUCACAGUGAUGACAGCAAAACGUCAGGAUCUGUGGAUGGACACAUACCUGAGGGGGAGCUACUGCUGCAGGCCCUGAACGGCUUCAUCCUGGUGGUGACUGCUGAGGGAAUCAUCUUCUUCUGCUCUCACACCAUCCAGGAAUACCUCGGCUUCCAUCAGACCGACGUGAUGCACCAGAGUGUGUUUGAGCUGAUCCACACUGAAGACCAGCAGGAGUUCAGGAGCAACCUGCACUGGGCCCUCAACCCCCCUGCUGGCCUCGGACCCCCCACGGAUCCCUCAACAGAUGGAGACUCGGUGUCGACCUCCUCCUGCCCGGUGAGCUACAACCCAGACCAGCUUCCGCCUGAAAACUCCUCCUUCCUCGAGAGAGGCUUUGUCUGCCGCUUCCGCUGUUUGUUGGACAACUCCUCCGGCUUCCUGGCGCUCAAUAUCCAGGGUCGACUCAAGUUCCUCCACGGUCAGAGCCAGAAGCAGUGCGACGGCGAGACGAGUACCCCGCCUCAGCUCGCCCUGUUUGCCAUCGCCACACCCCUCCAGCCUCCCGCCAUCCUGGAAAUCAGGACGAGGAACAUGAUCUUCAGGACCAAACACAAACUGGACUUCACACCCAUGGCGUGUGACGCAAAGGGUAAAAUUGUUCUGGGUUACACCGAGGCAGAGCUGAGAGUUCGAGGUUCGGGUUACCAGUUCAUCCACGCUGCCGACAUGCUGUACUGCGCCGAGAAUCACGUCCGAAUGAUAAAGACGGGCGAGAGCGGCCUCACCGUCUUCAGGCUGCUCACCAAGGACAACCGGUGGAAGUGGGUCCAGGCCAACGCCAGGCUCGUUUACAAGAAUGGGAAGCCAGACUAUAUCAUCGCCACCCAGAGGCCCCUGGUGGACGAGGAAGGAGGGGAACACCUGAGGAAGAGAUCAAUGCACCUGCCCUUCACCUUCGCCACCGGAGAGGCGAUGCUCUACCAGACCAGUUAUCCACUGCAUGGCUUCCCUGAUUCCUUCCAGGGCAAAGCCAAAGGUAGCAAGUCCAAGAAGGGCAAACUGGACAAGAGCUCUUCAGAUGACCUGGACCCAAAGUCCCUGCUGGGGGCGCUGAUGAGCCAGGAUGAAUCCGUGUAUGUCUGCCAGCCGGACACGGAGCCCAAGAUGUCGUACCACAGCAGCCUUUAUAGCGAGCAGCAAGGUGACAGCAGUUCCGGUGGCUUGUUAAGUGGCGACAGCUGGCACAUCGUAUCGAACGGGGAGACGGGGACAUGCAACAGCAAAUCCUCUAGUUAUGACCCACUGCUGGCCACUUUGGACUCUCUGUCCCUGGAUGGAGAAGAAACGUGCUCUAAUAGUGAGCUCUUUAGCGCCCUGGAGAACCUUGGUCUAAAUGCUGAAGACCUGGAACUGCUGCUGCUGGAUGAGCGGAUGAUCCAGGUAGAGCUGGACCCCAACCACAUCCCAACACUUGGUGACCUCCUCACAAACAACGAAAUCCUCUCCUACAUCCAGGAUUCACUGCAGAGUGGGACCGAUGGGGAGGAACAAGGAGACAGUGGUGGAUUUGAAGCUUCCACUUGUCCACCAAACCCAGACUCAGCCCAAAGCGUCCCCCAGCAGCCACAGGCGUGCCUCACAUCUGCUGUCCCACCAGCACUUCCCAGCAGCAGGCAGCCCAUCAUCCAGCUGUCGCAACAGAUGCAGCAACACAUCAGCGCAGGCGAGCUGGUGAAAGCUCAACCGGGGCAGAUCCAGCCUGUCUCCCAGCCUGGAACAGUCGACACCAAGAUUUCAACUGGGAUUCCCAACGGUCACUGGGUGCUAACCACAGAGAACCACUGUCACCCCAACAACCACGCCCAUCAUGAUCCCCCACAUACUGUACUCAAAGCCCCGCAGAUGAACGGCGAACCUCUGAACUCACUUCUGGAAUCGAGUCACCAGUGGCAGCUUCAGCAGGACCAGCACUCGGUCCACCUCCGGUCCCACCAGCAGGGAAGCAGCCAGAGCGCUUUGCCGCCUGGCUUCCAGAAUCAGCUCGGACUGACAGCUAACGGAUCUUACAUCUCAAACGGACACACAGCCUUUCCACCGAACGUGGAGGUCGGCCACACGGGUUACAGCAUCUCCAGCAGGGCACAUCCAGGUGGCGCCGUGCUGAACGGCGUGAGCACACCAGGCGUUUGUCACUACCAGAACUUGGUGUCCACCGCGCGGCCCUACCAGCUGCAGGGUGACCAGAAACACCAGCAGCAGCAGAUGUUGCAGCAGACUCAGGUUUUGCCCCAGUGUCCCACCCAGAGCUCUGCACUGGAGUUAGAGCAUUUAUUGGGUCUGUCCCAGCCACAGCACAGCAUGCAGUCAUCAGAGACCUACAGCGUGUUCAACGCAGCCACACAGGGCUCCACUCACAGCAAGUUGGAGAACGGACGCCUCCUCAGCGCCACCAACGCGGCGGCGUACAUCAGAACGUGUCUGAUGCCCAACGGAAAUGGAGUGGCGACAGGCGAAAUCCCCGUCUCCUGCCCAGACGAACUCCCCGUCCUGCAGGACCCCCAGAAAUCUGGAUUCUUCCUCUGAAAGGAUGAUAGCAGAGUAUAAGAGGAGGCUGGAAGAGAGAAGGUACAGAAGGAACAGAAGAAAGAAAGAAACUAUUCGAUACGCCCACAUUAUUUUUAAACUCUCUUUUCCAGAAAGGACUUCAGGUUCUCUUUGUUUCGACAUCACACCAACGAGAGGAAGAAGUUCCUUCAUCUGGAACACUGCGUAUUAUAAUAUUGCUCGUUGUGCACUCACUGAAAUGUUCAUUUUUCUGUUUGGAUCAAUUUACGGGCGUUUCCGCUCCCGAGUCCAAAUUCCUCACUAUCUGAUCUGUAUAUACACGGUUAAAGUCCUGAAGACGCUGAGCAGCGCCGGUUGCUUUGGUGCGGUCCAAAGGAUCUGUUUAUGUGUGUAGUCCAGUGCUGACACUGAAAUAACUUAAAUUCCAGCUCAGACAAUCAGUAUGUUCAUGUUUUAAAGGUCGUAGCGCCGUGUAAUAGGACAGAGUCAGCACUGGACUAUUCAGUGGAUCCUUCUCAUUACUCAGCGUUUCUAAAGCAGACUGUACGUUUCCUGCUCUGCAAGUAGCUGUUGGUUAUAAGCUUGUUUACGUCUGAAACAAUAUUCAGUGUAUUUAAAUGUCAGAUUAUCGUCAGUGAACCAACCAAUGGCUGCCAGGAAAGUAUGGAACUACCUUUAAAGACUCUGUAUGCUUUAGAAACUGGUCAGCAGUUAUGAGAAGAUAAAUGUGUUGCAGUUAAUGAAGAGUUUUAACUUUCUAGCAAGAUAAAUGUUUGGUGGAUUCAAGGACGAGCUGCUUUCAUUGGUGAACUCACCACUCCACACGUCUGCUAGCAGUCUGCUUGUUGUUGUUCCUAACGCGGGAAUGUCGAUGCUUUGUGUUUGUGUGUGAAGAACCGAGGGAACGUUGAUACAAACAGCCGUGAGAUUUGGACUGAACGCACCAACAGAUUCUUUAAACGUCAGUGUUUGUUUGUCGGCUGUGUGUAGAAGACCUGUCGGGGUUUAGUAGAUGUCGUUGGUGCUUUAUACGUCAACUAAACAGCAUUUCAUUCUUAUAGUUAAUAUUGUUGAGAUGAGAUUCAAACGGAUGGUAAAAGGUUCAAAUCAGAAGGAAAGAGUUAUUAUUUGUUGCCGCUGCCGCAGAGAAGGAAGCGUCGUUGGUCCUCAUGCUGCAUUUUAGCCUCUUUGAGGUUUACAAUGAUGAUGUGCACUUAACAUGUAUGACAGACAUAAUCAGAAAGGGUCUGAUGUGUCUGUCAGUGGCACUGAAAUCAAACAUAAAAAAGCAUUUUUGUUUCCUGACCGGAGACAGUGUGAAAAUGUCCCAUUAAUGCCUUGUCUCGGCGGCCUCGGCCAGUCGGACUCCCUCUUACUUUAUCCUGCAGUCGUGCCGUGUGGGGGAACACUGAGUGCACUUACAUUCACACAGUUACCCAUUAAGGACCUAAUUGUAAAUAAUAGAUUACAACUGAAGGCCGAAGAGGAAGCGCAUGUAAGUAUUUCUCAAGUUUUGUUUCCCUGUGAUCACAAAGAAGUGAUGUGUGGAAACCUGUCUAAGGUAAAGCCACAGUGGGAACUUCCCAGUUGCUCCGUGAUCAGUCGUUUUAUUUACAGACUCAAACCAAACCAUGCUAGCUCGGCACAAGCUGUGAGUCCCAACAGUUCGUCCUUCCAGGAGACAUUCAGCUUCCAUUAAAUCAUAGUUUACCGCCUUCUAUCGUAGCAUCAGAAUAGACACUGUGACAGACGAUGCUGUACACGCUGCUCCACUAUUUACAGUCUGUGUCUACUCCCCAGACUUCCUCCUGAUCUCCACUAAAAACAAUCCCAACCUGCUGAUGGUGCGUUCAUGUCAUCUCAGAUUAACCGUAAAGAACAGAUGCAGCUUCUUACUGGAAAUGAUUGUGUAAUUAACUUAAUUAAUAAUGAUCUUAUAGAAUAUGAACCAUUGCUGUAGAUUAAACAUACAUCAGAUAUUAAUAGUCAAACACUGACAGGGAACAUUUUACUUUAUUAUUUAUUUAGCUUCCAUGUUGGGUGUCAUUAGUUUCAUAAAAAUCUAUAUUAUCAGUUUAUUUACUUUUAUAAAAAGUUGUGCUGUCACUGUUUUUGUCUGAUUUUAACCUCUUUACUAUAUAAACAAGCUCAGUUCUGAUAUGACAUGAACGCAGUGUUACUCACAUUUAAAAGACAGAGAGGACGCCGGAGGGUGGACGACAGAUUGGACAGAAGUUAGCAUUUAGCACCGACUCAAAAACCAAAUGAGAAACAUGUGAACACACGUGUGUCUGCAGUUGCUCCGUCGUUGAAUGUCUUGUGUAAACAGUAAAGGCGUUUGAAACACGAAGCUUUUAUUUCACUACAAAAAGGUGCUUAAAAGUGAUGAGUCAGCAUUGGUAGCGUUAGCUGAUGACAAACGUCACGACGACGAAAUGCAUUUACAUUGUUUUGUUUUUGCUAUUUUUUUUGUAAACUGACUUUUCUUAUAAAACAGAUUAUUUAAACCAGUUAUGAGAUCAAAUGCUGUAUGAAAGAUAACAAUUAUAUAAAUCAUUUUCCAAGGCGCUUUAAAAAAAAAAGGUUGUAUGUGUAUAUAACUGUGUUUUUUAAUGGUUUUGUUGCAAGCACUACUUUAAAUCACUCUUCUUACAAACUCUUUCUCCUGCACUGAAAGUAGUCUUGUAGAAAAAAAGCAUUUUAUGACUCCAUGUUGUAUGAAUAUUGUGUGUUUUCUCUCUAUGUCAUGUUUGAAGACGCCUGUUUACACCUGGCAUUAGGAUCAGAUCUCUAAACGCUGUUACCCUACCGCUGAGCGUCUGUCACUGAGCGGCUCUCAUCCUUCAGAGGCAGAACAUUCAGUUCACAAACAAACAGCCGGCGAUAUUCGUCCAAUCGCCCAACCUUAGUGUGCAUCUGUGGUCAGACCACCCCAGGAAGUGGUUUGAGGGAUCGGCUCUCAGUGCGUCUCGGUGGUCGUUCACACUGUAUUUAGACACAUUUUAAUACCCGGUGUAAACAGGCUCGUAAGCUCAAAACAAAAUGGUGCCAUAAGGGUAAGUCAGGCCACUCCCUCGUUCAGUAAAUAAAGAGAUAUAACACUUUACAUCAACAUCUAAAAUCUUUUCCUGACCUUUUAGUAUCUUAAAAUCCACUUUGUCCACCAGAAAACAUUUAAAAGUGAUUGUUAAUCGUUUCAUAUUUUUCAAACUCAACGUUGGAACCAAACUCUCCGUAAGCUGUUUCGUCGUGGUUCUUUUAUUUCUUUUCUUUUUUUAAUGCCACAGACUUUAUUUUGCUACUUUUAUCACUGAAGGUUGUAGUUGUAUGUAAACAAAUGUUUUUAAAAAAUGCAGUUUGUCUUUGAGCCGUGUGUUGAAAUGUGCUCUUGGAUCCUGGAAAUAAAGGAUUUGUGCAAUCACACUGAA
Molecule: messenger RNA, 6646 nt
Organism: Dicentrarchus labrax (European seabass)
Lineage: Eukaryota; Metazoa; Chordata; Actinopteri; Moronidae
Product: aryl hydrocarbon receptor
Exons: 11
Coding region: 393-3236 (947 amino acids)
Biological process (GO): regulation of transcription by RNA polymerase II
Cellular component (GO): aryl hydrocarbon receptor complex; nucleus
Molecular function (GO): nuclear receptor activity; protein dimerization activity; transcription cis-regulatory region binding
Source: RefSeq, a predicted model, not a curated record